Messenger RNA from Sinocyclocheilus rhinocerous, 1564 nucleotides. Its product is annotated as deoxyribonuclease gamma-like. Gene Ontology annotation, biological process: DNA catabolic process. The transcript has 9 exons. NCBI's taxonomy places the organism in Eukaryota, Metazoa, Chordata, Actinopteri, Cypriniformes, Cyprinidae. Gene Ontology annotation, molecular function: DNA binding; deoxyribonuclease I activity. The coding region runs from base 469 to 1218 and encodes 249 amino acids. Gene Ontology annotation, cellular component: nucleus. The record is from RefSeq and is a predicted model, not a curated record.
UAUUUUUACUGAAUGAUUUCAAAAGGUAAUUUCCAGAUAGGGUAAUGUAAACUUCUUUCAGUUAGCACUCACUGAGUAUACAAGGACAAUAUUGUUGCGUUGAAUGGCUGCAAAAGCACAUUGUCAUGACAGGUCACUCUCUUUAGCGUUCCAGACUGACCUACACAUUAAUGGAGAUCUGACACAGCUUGUUUCAACACAUUCACACGCUGCCCCUCCCCUUGCCCAACACUGCUUUUCACCAUGGUUUCCUGUGUAAAGAUAACCAGAGCCCAUUAAAACAUUCACUCCAGCUCUAUAACAGUGAUAAUAGCUUGACAGCCAUCAUAAAGGGAGUUCUGAUAAAUGAGGUCGCCUCUUCUGGUAUGUUUUGUUGGAUUAUGUUUGUGGACGUCUGUAAUUUCACUGAAGAUCUGCGCCUUCAACAUCCAGAGCUAUGGGGAAGCAAAGGCCAGCAAUUAGAGAGUUAUGGAGAUUUUGAUAAAGAUAAUUUCUCGCUGUGACCUGAGUUUGAUCCAGGAGGUUCGUGAUUCUAGAGGUGAAGCCAUAUCUGCACUGUUGAUGAACCUGAACAGGUUUGACAAAUCUCACAUCUACACACAUUUAGAGAGUAAAAGAAUGGGGAAGAAAACAUAUAAAGAGCAGUAUGUGUAUAUUUACAGAAAAGACAUGGUAAAGGUGCAAGAGCAAUACCAGCACCCAGAGUUCAAUGAGAGCGCAGUAUUCGCUAGAGAGCCGUUCAUCAUAUGGAUCCAUUCUCCCACAACCUUGGUGAAGAACUUUGCCCUCAUUGGUCAGCACACCUGUCCUAAGAGUGCAAUGAAAGAAAUGGAGGCACUGUAUGAGGUCUUCCAAACAGUCAGGAAGAAAUGGAAAACUGAGAAUGUGAUGUUUCUGGGGGACUUAAAUGCAGCUUGCAGCUAUGUUACCAAUAAAGGACUGAAAAGCGUGCGUCUCAGGAGUGACCCAAAGUUCCACUGGUUAAUUAGAGAUGAACAAGACACUACAGUGCGUGAAAAAACAUGCUGCGCUUAUGACAGGAUUAUUAUUCAUGGCAAAGAACUCAUUUCUGGAAUUGUUCCGGAAUCUGCUCAACCAUUCAGCUUCAAAAAAGAAUUCAGUCUAUCUGAGGAAGAGGCUUUGGAAGUCAGUGACCACUAUCCUGUAGAGGUGGAUUUGAAAGCAAACCAUCGCUACUUUCUGCGCCAUGAACUGUGAAAUAAUAGAUAUCUGUGAAUAUAACCUACAAAGUAGGCUAUCAAUAAUAGUAUAUCAUUAUUGCUCUGAUACUGUGAUAAUUUACUGGUUCAAUGUCCAGAACUACAAGUGCAGCAUGGACAAUUAUUACACACAUUUACUGUGUACAUUUUGUCAUGCAGAACACAUACAUGAUGUUUAGAAAUGUUCUGAUACCACAGAAAGAAAAUGUGAAUAGAUAAUGGAAAUUUUUUUUUUACUUAUAUUUUAUUAUGCUGUUUCUGGAAAAACAAGUUGUUUACUACACUAUUUAAAACAUUUUUUAUAUCAUUUAUUAAUAUUAUAUAUACAAAUUAUUUUUUAAAUA